AUGUCAGACCCCAGCAAAACUCGAAAAGCUGCCCCACAAUACAAAACAGACUGGAGAAAACCAUUGACAAAUCCUGCAGUUGUAAAGUACACACGAGAAGCAAUUUUUUCCUAUUUUCACGCACCUGAAAGCCCUGUAUUCCCUCAAGCUGAUGGUCUUGAUCUUUUGAUAUCUUUAGAAGGCAUGUAUUAAAAUGGUGAAUCAACCUGCUAUUAAUUUCUGUAGCGGGGGCCUUAAUGGGUGCAGGGACAUUGAGGAAUAAAGGCGUCGGUGUGUGUUUCGGCUUGGUUUUUACUGGCGCAGGUUGAGUGGGUUUACUAACUUCAAUCCUGGGAUCUAAGGGAAAUGGGACACGAAGUUGGAAAGGGUUCUCUUUAACACUGCUAGAGGGUGUUCUUGCCCAAUCGGGAUACCUAUCCUCCGGGAUACUGAUCAUUUGUCCCAGACUUUGAGUUUACAUUUUUACCAUUAGCCUACAGAAAAUAAGACUUUUUGAAUUUUCUACGAAAGUAAACUCUUUGACACGCGGCAUAGCGACACAAUCAUUCUAGCUUCAGGAACUAAGUGCAGACCUAAUUGAAUGAGUAAUACAGUUCAAGGUUGUAUGCGGAUUCGUGAGCAAGCCGAGGAGCGUUAUGGUAUAAAUUCCUUCAGAACACAUUACAGUAGACUUAUAAAUAUAAUUAAUGAUUAACGGCAUCUUUAGAAUGCUUAGCUCCUCUUUUAUCUUCAAAUGCAGCUUUUUCCACUCCAUUAGGAUCCAAUAUAAAUAGCCGGCCUCCUCCUGUGAAACGAGAGUUCAAGGAGCAAGUCCCUGAGUGGUUUACAGAAGAAAACCCUCUCAAGGAAGAAGAGACUGCAAAACAAUCAAGUCCUGUGGCACAAGCUGAAGAGGAAACCGCAAAAAAGACAGAAGCUGAAAAACAGCCUGUACAGAUCACUCUGUCUACUGUAGGGAAUAUCAAGAACUUGCCUGAAGAAUUCCAAGGGCUUUCAAUUGACGAAGAAUUUAGUAAGGUUGACGAGGAGUUCGAAAAGAAGCAGAAAAUUGUGGAAGAGGACGAAGAAAUCCCUGAGUGGGAUGACCCUGAGCCAGAAAAGCCCUACUCGCCUGAGAUAAAGGCGCAGCCAAUUACUAUAGUGUGUUACCCUUUAGGAUUAGUCCAGAUGCAGCUGCAAGAAGGAAACCCGUUUGCCGCCAUUAUAUAUGAAAACUGUACAGUGGACGAGCAGCAACGAGUCAUCCCGAUCCCAAAUUCAAUUGCAUAUGAAAAAGUCUGGUAUUAUAAGGAUCCUCGGCAAACUGUGCAAGGGCCUUUCAGCACUAUUGAGAUGUUUAAUUGGAGUUCUGCAGGGUAUUUUGAUAGUAACCUUAUGAUUGCUCAUAGCAAUGCUUCACACUUCGCUCCUCUUUUAUAUUACACUUUGAGGCAGCAGGCAAAAAUGAGGGAGCAGGCUCAGACAAAGCAAACUGGGAAAGAUGAAGAAGCCACAAAUAGCUUGAAAUCAAUGCUGGGGUUAGGGCAGGCUGAAAAAGGAGCGUGGGGUCCAAAACCAACAAACAAUGUAGCACCAUUAACAGAAAUUCAAAGACAGCAGGCUAGAGGAAAGCGCUAA
This is a messenger RNA of Blepharisma stoltei, 1617 nucleotides long. The record is from the annotation of a GenBank genome assembly. Lineage: Eukaryota; Ciliophora; Heterotrichea; Heterotrichida; Blepharismidae.